CACCAGCAGAGGAAUCCAAGGUGAAAGAAGAUGUCAAAGAACCAGAUGUAUCAGAAGAACUGGAUACAAAACCUUCUCUCAGUAAUACAUCAAGAAAAAUGGAAGACAUCCCAAAAGAAUGUGAAAAUGUUUCUUCUUUGGUGGCAUUUGAAAAUCUCAAGGAAAAUGUGACUGACAUGAUGUUAACCUUACUAGUGGAGAACAUAAGUGGCCUGACCAGUGAUAACUUUCAGGUGGAAGUCAUACGAGAGAUUGAUGUUGCUGUGGUUACCUUUCAAAAACAUACUGAUACCAUGAAGUUUGUUGAUGAUUGUACCAGGCACCAUUCAAUUAAAAAACUUCAGAUUUCUCCAAGACUUCUAGAAAUAACAAAAACAAUCAAGGUUGAAAACCUGCCACCUAGUGUUGAUGACUACCAGUUACAGCUUUUCUUUGAAAAUCCUUUUAAUGGAGGAGGAAGAGUUGCCAGUGUUGAAUGUUUUCCUGAAGAGAGUUCGGCUCUGGUUGAAUUUUGUGACAGAAAAGUUUGGAACACCGUCAUCAAAAAGAAACAUAACUUCAAUAAGAUGCCGCUCUCUGUCUUCCCCUACUACCCCUCUUUGGGCACAGCCUUGUAUGGCAAGGAGAAGCCUCUGAUCAAUCUCCCAGAACCAUUCCAAGAGUCACUGGAUCCUGCCUUGUGGAAGUUCUUUCAGAAAGUGAAUCCUCUGAUUGAGGAGAUAAAUGAUGAAAUGAGAGGUUGUCACUGUGAGCUAACCUGGUCCCAAGUCAACAGUAUGGUGACCAUCAGACCUGCAGCCACCCUAGUCAAUCAAAAAAGGCCGAUGAUCAAGACCUGGCAGAAAGAUGCAUCCACAGCACUCUCUGGCAUCAGGUCUAAAUAUAAAGUGACCUCAUUUAAAGUGGACCCAGUAGUGUGGGAUGCCAUAAAAUAUGACUUAGAAGAUGAUAGCAUUUUGAUUGAGUUUGAUACACUUAAGGAGAUUAUUACCUUAGCAGGAAAAUCAGAAGAUGUCCAAAAUAUUGACCUGAAAAUUAAGGAAUUAAUAAAAAGCACCAUGCAAAAAAUUAGAAAGGAAGAGGAAAGUCUGGAGGAAAAGGUGUGCAUCUCUCCAGGAAAGUAUUUUCUUUUGCAACACAGAGGCGUCCUGGAGCAUCUAUGCACAGAGUGCCCAGAGAUGGAAAUUUCUUAUACUGAAGCCACUCGGUUCCUACAUUUGAAAGGCCCCCGUGCAGAUGUGUAUAAAAUAAAGUGUGAAAUCCAGGCAAAGGUGUUUGCCAUGGAUCAGAAAAACAUUCAGGUUUCUCUUGAGGUCUUCAACUUUUUACAGCAGGUAGACUGUAAGGAAUUGUCUAAGCUUCUUUUUAUAGAGAAGAAGAUUCUUGCAACUUAUGAGCUAAAGGGUAAAAGUGUUGUAUUAACCAGCUUUUCUUUUGAAGACCUGGUACAAGCUGAGAAGCAAAUGCUCAGUGCCUUAAAUUAUAAGCGCAUUGAAGUUGAGGACAAGGAAGUUCUCAACAGCAAUAAGUGGAAAAAGGAAAUUCAUGGCUUGCAAAAGAAACACAAUUCCUUCAUAAACAUUGUGGUAACCAAUGAAUUAGCUGCAGGAACUCCGGCUGCGGUGACCAUCACAGGCUGCAUGAGAGAAGUCACUGAAAUCCACAGCUUGCUUUUUGACUUCUUGGAAAAAAACAUGAAAAUGGAGAGAUUGAUUGAGGUGACGCCAACCUUGCUUAUGCACUAUUUAAAGGCAAACAAGAAGGACAUCUUGUCAAAAAUAAAGAAAGUAAAUGUGCAGAUAACUUUCAAGCCUGACAACAAACAAAAAGGCAUUUUGCUAGUUGGCUCCAAGUGUGAAGUGCUGGAAGGUGCCAGCAUCAUUGAGAAAGUGCGGGAUUCAGUCUGUCUUAAAACAUUCCAAAUUGAUAAGCCAGGAGCCAGGCAAUUCUUCCAGGAUAAAGCAAGGUAUUACAAAGGGGAGGUCAAACGGUUGUAUGGCUGCUUCAUUGACCUCCAGGAGAAUGAAGAGCGAGGGGGCAGCGCUGACGGGCACAAGUGCUUCUGUAAGAGGGAUCUGGCCCCUGGCAUCACGCUGAUUGCACAACAGGGUGACUUGACUCAGUUUCCCGUCGAUGUGGUGGUGAAUGCUGCGAAUGAACUUAAGCAUAGUGGUGGUCUUGCUGCUGCUCUCUUAAAAGCAGCUGGCCCAGAGCUGCAAACAGAAUGUGAUCAGAUAGUGAGUAUAGAAGGCAGGCUUCUACCUGGCAAUGUCACCAUCUCGAAAGCAGGAAAGCUCACUUGCCACCGUGUGAUCCAUGCAGUAGCGCCACGAUGGAAGGCAGACGAGGCUCCCAGGUGUGUGUAUCUGUUAAAGAGAGCUGUGGAUAUGAGCCUCCGUUUAGCUGAGAAAUACAAGUACCGGUCCAUAGCCAUCCCAGCUAUUAGUUCUGGAGUCUUUGGCUUUCCCUUAUACCAGUGUACAGAGACCAUUGUUUCAUCCAUCAAGGAAAACUUCCAAUAUAAGCCGGAUGGACGCACCUUGAAAGAGAUUUACCUUGUGGACCCAUCUGAGAAGACUACUGCAGCCUUUGUUGAAGCUAUGAAAACUAUAUUUAAAGAUACCAGACCCAACAGAGCCUCCAAGUCCAAGACCGAAUCCCUGUCCAACACUGCCUCCCAUCACCGUUUCACAGUAGCAGCCAAACCUGUACAAAUAUCAAAGAAACCUUCAUGUUUGGUGUCCCCAGAAGGACUGAGGAUAAUGUUGGUGACAGCAGGUGUGCAGAAUGCUAUGACCCAGGUCAUUGUCAAUUCUGUACCCUUGGAUCUUGGGCUCCAAGGAGGGCCCCUUUCUCAGGCCCUCUUGGAAAAAGCUGGGCCAAAGCUCCAGAAGGAGUUGGACGCCGCUGGACAAGGAGUCACUGUCAAUGUGGGCACAAUUCUCCAAACCAACGGUUGUAACCUGCACUGCAGUCAUGUGCUUCAUGUGGUGGCUCCAAUUUGGGGAAAUGACAGCACAUCUUCACGACAGAUCAUGGAAGACAUAAUCAGAGGCUGUUUGGAGAUCACUGAGAAAUUAUCUUUACAAUCAAUUGGGUUUCCAGCAAUAGGAACAGGAAAUUUGGGAUUUCCUAAGCCUUUAUUUGCUGAAUUAAUCAUUUCAGAAGUGUUGAAAUUUAGCAGCAAGAAUCAACUGAAAUCUUUACAAGAGGUUCAAUUUCUGGUGCACCCAAAAGAUCAUGAAAAUAUCCAGGCAUUUUCAGAUGAAUUUUCCAGAAGGAAAAAUGGAAAUCUUAGUGACAAAAUUCCUAAGGCUGAAGAUACACAAGGUCUCUGUGGGGCUGUUUCUAGCCCUGCUUCAGGAGAACAUGAAAUGAAGAUUGGCCCUAUCCUGUUUCAGGUGGCCUCUGGAGAUAUCACCAAAGAAGCAGCAGAUGUAAUUGUAAAUUCAACAUCAAAUACAUUUAACCUCAAAUCAGGAGUCUCCAAAGCGAUUUUAGAAGGUGCAGGACAAAAUGUGGAAAUGGAAUGUGCUCGGCUGGCUCAUCAGGGCAACAAUGAGUAUAUAGUUACUGAAGGUGGAUCACUGAAGUGCAAGAAUAUUAUUCAUGUUCAUGGUGGGAAUAAUGUCAAGAAAUCUGUUUCCUGUGUGUUGCAAGAAUGUGAAAAACGGAAUUACUCAUCCAUUUGCCUCCCAGCUAUUGGGACAGGAAAUGCCAGAAAAGGCCCAGAUAAGGUUGCUGAAGCCAUAAUUGAUGCCAUUGAAGAAUUUAUCCAGGAAGGAUCAGUCCAGUCUGUUAAAAAAGUUAAAGUUGUUAUCUUUCAGCCCCAAUUACUGGAUGUGUUUUAUUCCAUCAUGAAAAAAAAAGAAGGGUCUCAGCCUCCUCCCCAACCAUCUGUGGUGUCUAAAAUUAUCUCCCUUUUGAACUUUUCAAGGCCAUCACCCAAAAACCAGAAUCCCUCGGUUUUGGAAAAGAAAACAGAAGUGACAACUUUCCAGGUGUGUGGUGAAGAUGUAAACUGUGUUGACAACACUAUCUCCUGGGUACAGGAGCUGAUUAAAAAAGAGCACUGUCCUUACACUACUGAUAAUGAGUGUAUCAAAGACUUUGAUGAAAAGGAGUAUAAAGAACUGAAUGAGCUGCAGAAGAGGUUAAAUAUUACCAUUUCCCUGGACAAGAAGAAACCUUUGAUUGAGGUUUGGGGACUUAGCAGAAAUGUGAUGCAAGCUAGAGAUGAAAUCGAGGAAAUGAUCAAGAGUGCUAGACUGGCCAAAGAAAAGGAAAACCGAGCAGAUUGUAUCAGUGAGUUUAUAGAAUGGCAAUAUAAUGACAAUAACACUUUUCAUCAUUUUGACAAAAUAACCAGUCUGCAAUUAGAAGAUGCAAGGAGAGCAAAGGACAAGAGCACUGUGGUCAAAAUUAAUAAUCAGGACUACACAGUGAACUUGAGCACAUACACUGCCACAGGUCCAAAUGGACACAGCUUAACUAUUCAGCGCCUAACAAAAUCUGAAGCUGAAUUCCCUGCACACUGGAGUGACAUGAAGCAGCAGAAUUUGUGUGUGGUCCAGCUGCACCCUGCUGAUCCAGAAUACAACACUGUGGCUAGCAAAUUUAAAGAGACCUGCUCAUCCUUUGUCAUAGAGAAGAUUGAAAGGAUCCAGAAUCCAGAUCUCUGGAAUAGCUACCAAGCAAAGAAAAAAACCAUGGAUGCCAAGAAUGGCCACAAAAUGAAUGAGAAGCAACUCUUCCAUGGGACAGAUGCUGGCUCAGUGCCACAUGUUAAUAAAAAUGGCUUCAACCGCAGCUAUGCUGGAAAGAACGCUGUGUGUUAUGGAAAGGGAACCUAUUUUGCUGUAAACGCCAAUUAUUCUGCCAGUGACACAUACUCCCGACCAGAUGUAAAUGGGAAAAAGCAUAUGUAUUACGUACGUGUGCUCACUGGAGAAUAUGAAUGUGGACAUCAGUCAUACAUUGUGCCUCCUGCAAAGGACCCUCAAAAUCCUACUGACCUCUAUGACACUGUCACAGACAAUAAGCAAAAUCCUAGUUUAUUUGUGGUAUUUUAUGACUACCAAGCAUACCCAGAAUACCUCAUUACUUUUAGACGCUAA
Molecule: messenger RNA, 5117 nt
Organism: Castor canadensis (American beaver)
Lineage: Eukaryota; Metazoa; Chordata; Mammalia; Rodentia; Castoridae
Source: RefSeq, a predicted model, not a curated record